AUGUCUUGUAUUAGUAUUCAAUCAUCGAUGGAACAAUUCUCUCAAGUUGCGGCAUUAGAAGACAAAUUAGUUCGAUGCUUUCGUACCAAUAACAUGAAGGUUAAACUAUCUGAUACGGGUUUCUUCGAGAAUGUGAACGAACAAGCCAAUUUGUUUUAUCAUGGAACAAUAUCGGAAUACGCUACUCAAAUAUUAGAAUUCGGCAUUCCAGGUGGUGAUUCGUUUAGCUCAAGCGAUUUUGAACCAGGAUAUUAUCUUAAUACAUCUUUUACGGAUGCUCGAGACUGA
Messenger RNA from Adineta ricciae, 288 nucleotides. NCBI's taxonomy places the organism in Eukaryota, Metazoa, Rotifera, Eurotatoria, Adinetida, Adinetidae. The record is from the annotation of a GenBank genome assembly.